This is a messenger RNA of Helianthus annuus (common sunflower), 1620 nucleotides long. RefSeq lists its product as uncharacterized. Lineage: Eukaryota; Viridiplantae; Streptophyta; Magnoliopsida; Asterales; Asteraceae. The record is from RefSeq and is a predicted model, not a curated record. Bases 1 to 1620 code for a protein of 539 amino acids. The transcript is spliced from 6 exons.
AUGAUUUUUUUUUUUUUAGUUUCUAAUGUUGAAUAUAUCAUACAGGAGGCUGUGGAUUCUAUUGGGGAUAGCUUCACACCCGAUUGCACAUCUAAAGAUUGUUCAAAGACUUCGUCUGCGGAAUUGAAGCGUAACCUUGCGGACGUUUAUGAAGUUGAAGAAACCACGUCUCUAUCAUCAACGAAGGUUAAAAAGACUGGUGACGCAGAUGUCGCAAUUGAUGGUGAGGAAACCAUCAUGCUGGUUCCAAAGGAUAUGCCUAAACGUGCAAAGCCUCAAACGUUACCUUCAUUUCCACUUCCUACUGCUGCCCAACUUUCGAAUAUUGCUCCUAAUGAUGUUGAUCAUCAACAAUCAGCUGAACGAAGAAAAUUUAGGAAGUCACAUUUAGAUAAUAAAAGAAGUAAUGUGAAUAACAAAUCUUCCACUUCAAAAAAUGUUACGCGGUCAUCCAACGUUACAACCUCCACUACAAUUGGAUGCCCGAUCGUAACACCAAUUCGUUCAUCGUCUUAUAUGAAUACCAUCGAUCGACGUUUUUGGCCAACCACACCUUCAACAAGUCCGUAUGAAGCAUCUACUUCAGGUGUCAAAGACAAUGUGAAUAUUUAUAUGAGUCCAUGUUUUACAUUCCAAAUAAAUAGAACUUCAUCAACUCCACAUUCAAUAAAUCAACCUUCGCUCUCAAGUGAAAGAUCAAAUUUUAAGACGAUACAUAGAGGUAAAGAAAGGUUGUCUAAUAAAGGUCGCUGCGUAUAUCCUAUUCCAAUGGUUGACUUAUCUUCCAACGAUCCUAUUAUUCCUCAACAAUUAGCUGAAGAUCCAUAUAAAGGAAUUUCUAAUAAUUAUUUGGAUCAUGGAGAUCAAGUAGUUGUAUGUGGCGUAUGUAACGCUAAGCUGUGGAAAUUUGAAGCCGGAAAAGGAAGGGUUUACUUAGGAAGAACAAGUUACACGCUUUGUUAUGGUUAUGGAAAAGUACAUCUUCCAGAUUUUAAAGAGACGUGUGAGGAAUAUCAUAAUCUUUUCAAGAGUUUAGACGCAAAAAGCAAGCAUUUCUUACUGAAUAUUCGUCGUUUUAAUUCUAUGUUUGCCUUCACUUCAAUGGGUGGUAAAGUUGAUUCAAAAAUAAAUAGAGGAAAUGCUCCGUAUGUAUACCGAAUUAGUGGCGAGAAUUAUCAUUCAUUGGGAAGUCUUCUUCCUAAAGAAGGUGAUGAACCAAAAUUUAAGCAGCUUUACAUUUACGACACAGAUAAUGAAGUAUGUAAUCGGAAAACCGUACUUAGUAACUUAAAGAAAGCAGCUUCUGCAACUUCUAAUUUGCUUGACACUGAACUCAUACAGUGUCUUAAGGUGGUUUUAGAUUCAAAUAAUCAGCUGGUGAAACUUAUAGGCGUGUACGAUGGUCGUACAUACAACCUACCAACAUCGUCCGAAGUUGCUGCGCUUAUAGUUGGAGACAUUGAAGAUGCUCUUGAUAAUCGUGAUGUAGUUGUUGAGUCAAAGAAAGAUGGUCUACAGCGUAUUAGCGAGCUUCAUCCAUCGUAUCUCGCUCUUCAGUGUCCACUGCUUUUCCCUUUUGGUAAAGAUGGUUACCGAAUUGAUAUUCUUCAUAGAGAAUGA